This is a messenger RNA of Boeremia exigua, 1391 nucleotides long. RefSeq lists its product as uncharacterized. The transcript is spliced from 3 exons. The record is from RefSeq and is a predicted model, not a curated record. Lineage: Eukaryota; Fungi; Ascomycota; Dothideomycetes; Pleosporales; Didymellaceae. Bases 32 to 1261 code for a protein of 409 amino acids.
CUCAACAUUACCAAAACGUCUUUCUGAUCAAAUGUCUAGUAUUUUAGAUACUCAUGAGCUGCCACCGCAGAAGCAGCAAGACAUGGCUGCUGCAAUUCAUGUGGCCCGAGCAGAAUGCCUCGGUAUCAGCAAGAUGAUGCACAAGAAACUCCCGUCUGAGUUACGAGAUCUCAUAUACAGCUAUCUGUGUUUGGAAGACCGACAAGUUCCCAUUGGACCUUACUAUCACUUUCGGACAUACAAGCCACACGCAAAUAAUGAACCCGCCUACUCCGAUACACAGUAUUUUCCUCGGACUGGAGACCUGCAAACUGAUCUUGGGGAUGGUCAAACCAGAAUCGAUCAUGACCUGCAUCCACAAGACGGCCUUCUCUUACCUCAGAACUACAUAUUCGACCCGAGCUACAUGAGCGAAGAAGUCGUGCUUGAAACAUUGAAGACGUACUACAAGAACAAUAGCUUCUCUGUAUGCAAUAUCGAAGGCGGUCUAGACGAUCUUUGUUCAGCCGUGAGGUUGGGUGCUGAUGGACUAGCCACUGACUUCGUGCCGAUUGAUCACAUUCACGAUCUGCAGAUACGGGUCAAGUUUGAGCACUUUCACGAAGGAGCAAAGGUCAUUGGACCUCAUACAAAUGACCGGCUGAAGCAAUUUACUGAAGAGGAGCUUCUCCUACGAUACACGGUAGAGUCUUUGCAGAGGUUCCGGUCGAGGAUGCUAUCAUCAACCCCACAUCAGCUGGAAAUCGAGGUCGUCCUUAUUUCAAACCUAAGUAGGGAUCGUGUGUACUCCGAAGAAAUGCUGCUAGGGAGUGUUGUGAACUAUUUACAAACAGUCCGAAACAUGGUUUACGAGCUGAUCCACGACCGCGAUCACACUACCGUCAGGGUUACGCAUGUCGAUGACACCCUCAUGAGCUUCCCCAAAAAUUAUACAGGGCUGUUCAAGCUAACUAAAGAACAAUGGGACUACGAGAAAGCCAGACAGCAGCCUAACCACGACUGGAGCCAAGACUUCUGGGUUAUCCCAGUACCAAGUAAGGACAUUCACAACCCAGGAACGCUGGGGCUUGGAGGGUACUGUUGCGACUCUCUUGGGGACUUUCAGUCUAUGCGGUGGGGCGUCAAAGACAUUUUCCGCGAAAGGACGAGCUCUAUCUCUGUUGUGGAGGGGUCGUACUGGCCGAGAGGGAGGCCAUACCAUCCCCACGUGGCACAAGCACUGAUUGAGAAGUCCCCGAGUGAGUUCAUCGUCGAGGAUUAGAUGCAAGAUAUUGUUGACAGGGUGGGCUGUUGUGGAGUGGUUAUGGAGUGGUAAAACCAAACGAGUAUUAAAACAACCCUGGUCUAGCAUAGAUAUGAAGAUAUCUACCAAGUUCUUGCAUACUAGAACC